AGAACUUAAGAUCCCUGAAGCGAUCGUGGACUUCUUCUAUCGGCUCUAGAGAGAGAAAGAAACAGAGAGAGAGAGAAACAGAGGAGCUCAUUGACUACCGAAUUGGUUUGCAGAGCAGAAGCAGUUUGACUCCGCAUUCUCUGCUCCCCUGAUCCGUGACACAGCCUAACAUUCCCAAGUUUCCGGCAAGUCAAAGACUCAAAGUUCCGGCCUUUACUUAUUUUCAGCUCGGGGUUUGGCGAUCGGUGUCGUGAUCAUGGGGCGGUGAGGUCUGUUUGGAAGGAAGGAAAAUUUUGCGGGGAUUUUCACGGAAGGUGACGGAAGGGAAAGUGGUUGACAGUUGUUUCUGAAGAGAGGAAGAGAAAGCUGCUGGUUUCUGUACCGCCAGAUUAAAAAGGGUCCAUGCUUGAAAGUAUCCCUUGCCGUAGCUUUGAAGCUUUCUCUGGCUUUCCUCAAUCUAUGUAAUCCAUGAAACUUGAGAGAGAACCAGUGUUUGGCCACUUAUCUAUAAGCCACAAUCCUGAUUCUAAUCCUUUUAAUUGCAAGGACAUUACUUUGGACACUGCGGGAUUACAGUCAAUAAAUUGGACCAUGAAGGAAAGUCAGAACAGGGUUUCGUGUGGUUCAGAGGACAAUGAAGAAGAUGCUGGUCAAGUACCGUAUAUGAGAAAUGGCUUUUCUGUAUCAAAUUUUGACUGCUUAAAGACUCUGGAUGAUUUGGAAAACAGUAAUGAAGACGCAGCAGUAAAGGGUUUUGGGUCACCAUAUGCUCGUUCUUCUGAAAAUUUUGAAGCAUUAGAGAAGGAAUCGGAUUAUUAUAUGGACAAAAGCGUUACAGAAUGUGAACUUCCAGAAUUGAUAGUUUGUUACAAAGACAGCAGUUGUAAUACAAUUAAGGACAUAUGUAUUGAUAAGGGAGUGCCUUCCCAAGACAAGAACUGGGUCGAAACUGGCAUGGAUGAGAAGGCAUGCUGCACCUGUUUAUCUCCUGAUGAGGAUCAGAAUAAGCAAAUGCUUGUAGAACAAAUGGAUAUCGUUACGACCAUUCCUGAUGGCUUUAAACCUAUUACAAAAAAUGAUUUAGAGAAGGGAUUUUCCAUUCCUUGCAAUUCCAAGGAUCUGACGGAGAGAGGCGAUGCUAUAAAUUCGGAGAAGACUGCAAUUGACGUGUCCAAAGAAAUUUCGUCCCCUGCAAAUGUGCUGGCAGUGCAAGAGUUGGGUGAAGGGAACCCCCACUCUAAGUCUUUUAAUGAGGACAGUAAUGAAGCCGAACAAGAGACUAUUCAGGUGUCAAGUGAAAUAGCAAAGACUGAGAGCCCUACUUUGGUUUCAGAAACUGAAGCGUCUAACCAUAUUGAGAAGGAAGUAUUGGUUUCUGCAGCUGAAGAAUCACAGUGCCUUCUUGGUGAUAGAAAGGCAGAGAACAGAAACAUUAUUUCUGGUUUCGACGCUUCAGCACAUGUAUCCAUUACCACAGACGUGAGCCAUCAAAAUAAUGUCUGCGAUAUGCCUUUACAUGAUGAUGAUCAUGAUGUCAAAAACGACAAUAUGUCUGAUUCAGAGGUCGUGCCCAGCCAAGUUCAACAGUGUUUAGCACCCAUGGUUACUGGAAGAGAAGAGUGUCCUGAGAAUGGUGUACAUCUCGAUACUAGAAAUAUGUCCAAUGUUGAUGAUGACAUUUCUGAUUCAAUGCUUGUUUCAAGCCAUUUUCAACAUUGUUUACCACCUGUGGCUACUGGAAAUGAGGAGUUUCCUGAAACUGGUGUCUGUCAAAAUCUCGAUAUUUUAGAUACGGCCAAGGUUGAUGAUGACAUUUCUGAUUCAAAGAUUGUUUGGAGCCAAGUUCAACAUUGUUCAGCUUCUCCAACUAUUGCCAGAGAUGAGUGCCCUGAGAAUGGCAUCUGUCAAUGUCCCGAAACUUCAAAUACAUCCAAGGUUGAUGACAUCUCUUAUUCCAAAGUCGUUUCAAGCCAGGUUCAACAUUGGUUAGCUCCUGAAAUUUCAUAUCAAUACAUGGUGGAAGAUGUGAAUGCUGAUACACAGAAUGCUCCACUCCAAUUUCAGCGCGGUCUAGGAGAGGCGAGUUUCUCAGCUGCUGGUCAUUUCUCGAAUUUCGUAGCCUCAGGUCCCUAUUCUGGUAAUGUCUCCCUUCGAUCAGAAAGCAGCACCACCAGCACCCGCUCUUUUGCCUUCCCCGUAUUACAGUCCGAGUGGAACAACAGUCCGGUUAGAAUGGCGAAAGCUGACCGGAGGCAUUUGCGUAAACAUAGGGGUUGGAGGGGUUGUUUUCUUUGCUGUAGAUUCUGAUACUCUCCGAAUGCUGUAAUUAAGUUAAGCCAGAGUAAAUGCUCCAUCAUAUUUCUAUCA
Messenger RNA from Pyrus x bretschneideri (Chinese white pear), 2367 nucleotides. RefSeq lists its product as uncharacterized. The coding region runs from base 469 to 2307 and encodes 612 amino acids. The transcript is spliced from 6 exons. The record is from RefSeq and is a predicted model, not a curated record. Gene Ontology annotation, biological process: regulation of asymmetric cell division. Lineage: Eukaryota; Viridiplantae; Streptophyta; Magnoliopsida; Rosales; Rosaceae.